Molecule: messenger RNA, 2279 nt
Organism: Hippoglossus stenolepis (Pacific halibut)
Lineage: Eukaryota; Metazoa; Chordata; Actinopteri; Pleuronectiformes; Pleuronectidae
Gene: vgll2b
Product: vestigial-like family member 2b
Biological process (GO): regulation of transcription by RNA polymerase II
Cellular component (GO): nucleus
Source: RefSeq, a predicted model, not a curated record
ACAGGACAGGACACCCCUCAUGCUUGCUCCAUAAACCUCACCACAUUUUGCUGCCGCAGCUGCUGUGGCGAGUCUGGCACGGACUUCCACACUAAUCCGUUUCGCUGUGACAAAUACAAGAAAAAUAAGAAAACAACGGAAUGUUCCCGCUUUCUCUCUCGGCAAGGUCGGUUUCCACAGACGAGUGAAGACACCGCUCAUUUACCAUGAGCUGUUUGGAUGUUAUGUACCCAGCCUAUGGACAUUACGCACCGUACGCAUCGACUGCUCCUGCCUUUUUCAACAGCUUACAGGCUCCCACAGGUCUGAACAGCACUCCUUCUCACUGCCGGGACUUUAUGGACUCCCAGGGGUCCCAAGGGAUGUCUGGGGGCCCAGGCAACGCAGGAUCAGCUUCCUCCUCUUCUUCGUCCAGCUCUACUUCAUCCUCCUACACGCCUGCGGCUUCAAGGCCAGAGGAGGGGAGCAAGGAGAAGCAGGAGGGCCCCGAGGCAGAGUACCUGACUUCCCGCUGCGUCCUCUUCACCUACUACCAGGGAGACAUCAGCAGCGUGGUGGACGAACACUUCUCCAGGGCCCUGAGCUCCUACAUGGAUGGCGAGGGCAAGCGGAGGGGGCCAGAGCAACAGGGCACAGAUACCCCUUCACCCAGCAGCCGACGAAGCUUCCCCCCAUCCUUCUGGGACAGUAACUACUCCUCGCCACAGAGCCGCUCCCACUGUGAGACGGGAGCACCCUCCUAUUCCAUGGACCCAUACGCAUCAGGGUUACACCCGGGCCUGCAUCCGCACGCCCACCCUCACCCGCACGCUCACCCUCACUCCCAUCCUCACCCGGCAGAGAGCUGGGGAUACACCCAAGCGCAGGCCUACGGGCCACCGAGGCCUCUCCACGAACUUUAUUCACCCGCGGCUUUAGAGCCUCACUACGGGCCCCUGCUGAUGCCCACGGUGAGGCCACCUCACCUCCCGGCCUUGCCGAGCCACUAUGAAGUGAGCAAGCUGGAACCUGCCGCCACCUGGCCGAGCCUGCUUCCCCCAGGAGAUGUCAGCCAGACGCUGGCACUCAACAUGGACGCAGGCCUCCAGCAGCACAAGAAAGGCAAGGAGCUGUACUGGUUCUAACGAGCCCUUCAGUCACAUUGACCAGCCAUUACCAGAUCCAAUUAGUCCCUGGACCUGCUCCGCUAUUGAAGCAGCGUGUCCCUUUAUCCCCCCUCUCCACCACACACACACACACACACACACACACACACACACACACACACACACACACACACACACACACACACACACACACACACACACACAUACACUGCAUCCCCAUCCAUCCACCCCCUUCUCUCUGCUCCUGGCCUCCCCUGCCAGUACACAGCCUUGCUCCAGGUCGACGUGUGUGCACCAUGGAGAUAAAGCAGAGAGAGAGGGAGAGAGAGAGAGAGAGAGAGAGAGAGAGAGAGAGAGCGAGAGACAGAGGGAGAGUGUCGCCGACCACAAUCUGUGCCGUUGCAUCCUCUCACUCGUCUCUCCACAGCUUCCCCCUCUCCUGCCGCUGCCGGUGCGGCACAGACCUUGGCGAGGUGCGAGCCACGGUGACCUGUUUGGACUGAGAAAGACAGGAUCACAACAGACUUUUAACAGAGGAGAGAGAGAAGUGGGGAUGAAUGAAGGGACAGGGGGAUAAAUAGCAGGGAGCAGGGAUUCCCUCCAACGUCCCUGGUUAUCUCUGCCUCAUGCUCUUUUGUUGGUACAGUGGCCGUCAUCAUCCACUUAUCUGCAUUUGACAAAUGCAACAUGCAGCGAUAAACAGGGCCGGCAAUUAUGGCGGUUUGUGCUUUGUGACUGUCAUCAUGAUGCCUAUUUCUUUUUGGGGUUGUUAUUAUAUAUUUUCGCUCUCCGAAAUAAAGUGUUUCUAUUUAUUGGUGUUCAUGUGCAUUUCUAAAAUGUUUGUUUCGGCCAGUGUUCUGAAAUGACUGUGGUUCAGUUUAUUGUGUUUUCUAAAGACAGAGGAGCACGAGCAUCCUGCGUCGUCGACGGAGCUUCUCAUUUAUCUAGGAAGGAAUCUUGAGCGGAGAAUAAAGAGUUCUUUAUUUCUCAAAAACAUAUCAGAAAUUUUGGUUCAGUUAAACGAGGAGCUGUUUGCACUGAACACCUCACAGAUUGUGCUCUUUCAAUUUGAUGAUGUUGUUCCAUUUUAGUUCUUGAUUUCUCUGUCAUUCUUAGAUGUUUUGAAUGUGGAAUUUCUAAAGGAUUGUGACGUGAAUAAAUAUUUUUAUGGUA